UCUUAAAAUACAGUAUAAUAUAUAAGCAUUUAUCGAAGCAGAAACAUUGAUUUUAACAUCUUCUGAGAUUUGAGGAAGAUAUCGUUUUACAGAGAUACAUUUGUAAAAGCGACAACAUGAGUGUUGAUUUGGAAGAACUUUCAAAUGACACAAACUUAAUUAAUAAAUUGCAACAAUUCAGUGAUGCUGCUUUUAAAAUACAGGAUAUGGUGGAAUUAGUUAAUAAUCCAGCAUUAUAUGACAAGCUUUCGAGACCAGAUAAAAUUAAAUAUAAUUUGUUGCUAUCCUUCAGCCUUAACAGUUUAUUCUGGAUGUAUCUACGUGCUGAAGGAAUUGAUCCAUCAAAGCAUCCAAUUAAAUUACAAAACGAGCGACUGAAGAAAGCGAUGCUACGAGCAAAACAAAUUGAAGAUAGAAAUACACUUAUGCCACAUAUAAACAAAGAAGCUGCUAAGAGAUUUGUUAGGAGUGGCCUAUGGGAACCAAAACAGAAGAGGCUCAAAAAAAAUGAUGAGAAGCAACCUGAACAGUCGUAGAAUUACUUACAUAAGUUGCUACGUAUAUAAAUAAGUUCUAGUUGCUACCUAUGUAAAUAAGUUCUGUUAUAUAUUUUUGCAUUUAUGGAAUAAAGAAUUUAGGUGUUUUCUACA
Messenger RNA from Harpegnathos saltator (Jerdon's jumping ant), 650 nucleotides. RefSeq names its product nuclear nucleic acid-binding protein C1D. The record is from RefSeq and is a predicted model, not a curated record. Lineage: Eukaryota; Metazoa; Arthropoda; Insecta; Hymenoptera; Formicidae. Gene Ontology annotation, cellular component: nucleolus; exosome (RNase complex). The transcript is spliced from 3 exons. The coding region runs from base 117 to 536 and encodes 139 amino acids. Gene Ontology annotation, molecular function: RNA binding; DNA binding. Gene Ontology annotation, biological process: regulation of gene expression; maturation of 5.8S rRNA.